CCCUCACUCUGUAGGAACUGAGAAGGAAACAACUAGAGCUGUGUGAUUGCAAUGAACGGGGAACCCCCCCCUUCUCCCUAUAGCUCCCAUCUCCUCCCUACAAAAUCAAAGAGGGUCAUACAGGGGUUGCACCACCCACUGCUGCUGUUCGUUGCUUCAGAAAGAAGAAAAGGUAUCAUUCAGCUGUGGGGUGAUGGUCCACCAUGAGCAAGACCUCAUAGUCUUCGGAGCCAUUUCCCAGUUCAAGACCAGGCAUCUUGCUGUGUGUGCUCACUGCAGAAUGGGAAGGAUCCUAUCUUUGCUGCUUUGGAACAUUCCCUCUGACUCCAGCUGGGGAGUAAUUCCAACAGCAAUACCAUCAGCCCUGCACAAGUGUUUUGAGGGUUGUUUUCCUACCAAGAAUUGCUCCUCCUGUUCCUGGUGCUGUUGCUCUUUUUCCUUAGGAUGAUUUCACCAUUUCUCAAUAUUUCUAAAUUCGCUGCAGGAAGAUGUGUGCCGUGGCCCAGGGCUUGUCAGGACAGCUCUGCAUCUGAAACAUCAUUUCUUGUCCCACCUGGAGCUGAACCACCCACUUAUUACUUGCCGUGACCUGGGCUGAUCCCUCAGCACAGCAGCAGGAAUCAUAAGACUUCUUUUUUUUUUUUCCUCCUCCUAAAUGACAGCAACGUGUAUUUGGCAGCAGAGCUUUUAUAAGGGGGCAAACCAAAGGCGGUGGUGGUACCUGUUCCUUGUAAGGAUGUGCAGGGCUGCACUUUUGGUGAGAUGCAGGAGGGGCUGAGUGCAGUGGUGCUGCACUGGCACAGCUGCCCAGAGGGUCACCAUCCCUGGAGAUGAUCCAGAACCAUGGGGAUGUGGCACUGAGGGAUGUGGUCAUGAGCAUGGUGGGGUGGUUUGGGGUUGAACUUGGGGAUCUCAGCGAUCUUUUCCAACCUGAAUGAUUCAGGGCUGCCCUUGCAGGAUGGCAGUUGGACCACAUGUGCCCUGCCUGAGGAUGAUGCCUGUAGGUGCUGGGGACAGGCUGUACCCAUUGUGCGGUUUUGUUUUUUGUUUUAAUGAGUCACUAAGAUAUUUGAAACAUACCUCUGACCUACUGAGUUCAGUUAGCACCUACGCUUCAUAAAUCAUAGCAGUGUCCUGCCAGCUGCUGGCUUAAUAAGGCCCCUGACUGCAUGGGAAAUGCUAUGACACUGUCAAGUGAUAUCUGAUCCCUGAAGUGAACAGACUGAGCUCUUUAAAAACCUCCACUGCUGUAAGAAAUGCAAAGUUCUGAGCAGAGCACCCUCAGGGCUGUGAGGAGCUCAGCGUUCAGAGGCAGAGGUCCAGGUAAGAGCACUUCCCUUGUAUGAAAGCAUUCUGUGCGACCCAUCUGUUUUUCUUUACCUUGUGAAAACGUGUGGAUGUGUUUGAAUUAACCACCAUUGGAAACUGAAAAGAAAAUCUUCCUUCAUUUGGACUCGUGCUCAGUGCUUUGGAUGCUGUAAGCCAUCAGAGGUGAGCUGUGUCUGCUGCCUUCCCAGCUCUGAAGCCAGCUCUCACCACCAUAGCACCUCUGUGCUGAACUAUGAGACCACUCAGAGGCAGAGGCUGAUGGCUACAUCCCAUGGUAGGGUUGGUAAGGAUACAAGCCCAUGUCCUGUUUGGUAUCGUACAAGCUAAUUCCAGUCAUUUCUUCUGGCAGGAGCUUGUUCUCUCUUGUUUCAGGGUAAAACAGAAACAUGACCAACACUGUUUACAGGCGUGUGGAGCACUUGGGAGGGUUUGAUGUUUAUUUGAGUUGAAAAUUAGCUGAUGAAACUGUUGUGUAUUUUUGACUGCUGCCAUGUGUUCCCAGUUAAGAUUUCUGCUUAAUUCAAGCUCCCUCCCUCUUCUCCUCCAGCGCGCCCUGAUCCUCUUCUCUGUGUCCCAUGGGAUGGAAUUGGGAUUGGCUGGGAUUUCCCAAGCUCAGACCCCAGUUAUGGGCAGUAGCUGGGGGUGAGGAGUGGUCAUGGCCAAGGGCUGCCAUCAAACAGGGGGACAUGGGCUGCAGCCUGAUGGGCUGCGUGCUCUGUGCUUUGCUCUUGGGCAUCUCUACUUCUAGCUAUUCUGUUCCUACGCUUGUACCUGUAUGUAAAUGUUUAAGAGGUAUGUGUAAGUCUCCCCAGAAGUAAUGCCUCCUAUUUAUUUCCAUGGAAACGGCAACAGAUACAAAGAGCUCAAUAACACUGUUUGGUAGAGCAUGUUCUCAGCUACAAACCACUCCUCGUUAACUUAAUUCCUUAAUAACCUUAAUAGCCACUGCUAUUAGUUAGGCAUUGUUGUCAGUGAUGAACAAGAGCUGCAUGCUGCACUUAUAAGCACUUGCACAAGUCCCAUAGUCACUGUGCCACUGCUGGAAUGUACCAUGCACCUCUCACUGUGCCACGUCCAACGUUUGGGUGCCAUAAACAUUCAUCAGGUGCUGAGGAAUAUCAAUGGGUGCUGAUUUUUUCCACGCAGGGAGGUUCAUCCUCUGCUGCAAUCCUACCAACAUCUGCCUCUGACACUGUGGGCUGAUGUCACAAAAUAGGAGGCAUUACUUUCAGAGCAGCCCUGUUCAGAGGGGCUGAGUGAUGUCCAUGUAUUGGAGAAGGGUGUUCUGGCUUGGGGGUUUCUAAAGGGAAUGCCUCUACACAGAGGUGCUGUUGAGGGCUGUGUGCUGUCCCCCAGCUCCUUCCCCAGAGCCGUGCCGUGCACAGCCUGCCGACUGCUGAUUGACUUUUAUUUGCAGAAUGCUCUUAGCAAGCCAAAAAGUAUUUCAAACAAAGCCAAAAUCUCAACCAUGUGUUGUCAUCCUCAGAAUUACACUCAUCAGGGGAAAAAAAAAAAAAAAAUCAGAAAAACCCCUCUGGGAAAUGAUGAAUCAGUAAACAAGUAAAAGGCAAUUGUCAUCUGUGUGCACCCUGCAGAGGGAAUUCCGCAGCCCCACCACAGUGAUAGAAGCCUUUCACCACCAGGAUGCUGCACCAAAGGGCUCCUCCAGUGCUGGCGAUGGCUCUGCAGCCCAUCUCCCUCCUCUCCCUGAUGUUGGUGUGGGGCUGCGUGGCCGCCUCCUCCCCCUGGCACACAGCAGUUGCUCCCCCCCUAGACCUUCAGAUCAUCGAUCCCGGGCUUUUAGGUCCUCUUGAUAUCGAGUGGAAACCUCCACCCAACAUACAGACCUCCAAUGACUGCACAGUGAAAUACAAGUGUGAAUACCGUAACGCUGGCGACAGAGAAUGGAAGGUUAUUUUUACUAGGAAACUAAAACUCAGAGUUGGAUUUGACCUCAGCAGGAUUGCUGAAGUGAAGGUCCAGACCCUGCUCAAAGGAUGGUGUACCAACGACGUGGAGCUUCAGAGUGAAUGGGUUCAUGCCACCUUUCGAGUCCCACUGCAAGGGAAACUGGAAUCUGAGGUUCAGAAUUUUCACUGCGUCUAUCAUGACUGGGAAUACCUCAAGUGCACAUGGCAACCAGGUCUCCUUGCUCCUCGUGGUGUAAAUUAUGGACUAUACUAUUGGUAUGAGGGUCUGGAGCACGCGGUGCAGUGCGACAACUAUAUCCAGGAUCAUGGUAUAAACAUGGGCUGCAUGCUGCAAAACCUGAGCCAGGCAGAAUACAGAGACCUGAGCAUCUGUGUCAAUGGGUCAGUAGCAGGAACCUCGCUGAGGCCUCUGUAUGCCACCCUGCGCCUUCACAACCUGGCCAAGCCCUCGCCCCCCCAGCAGCUGGUGGUCUCCAUGUCUGCAGCUGAGGAGCUCCGUGUGGUGUGGAGCCCACCUGGUGGCCAAACACCCCCCCAGUGCCUGGAAUACGAGGUGCAGCUGGCAGAGGAGCAGAGGGAGGCCAAGGCUGCCUGGGCGUCCAUGCCCACCCAAGUGGAAACCGCUUUCACCAUCUCCAGAGCAAAUCAGAGCCGUGUUUCUUGUGUCCGUGUCAGAGGGAGAACGAACAGUUUCUGUGCUGAUGAGGGCUUCUGGAGCGAAUGGACACAGGAGUGCUUCUCUGUAACCAGAAAAGAAGUCAAGCAGCUAUUUAUCCUCAUUCCAGUCAUCCUGGGGUUGUCAAGUAGCCUCUUAAUAUUUAUGUUGAUUGGCCAAUGCAAGAAAAGAUCCCCAGCAGGAAAACCAUUGCACACGUUGGUGGGAUGCUAAGUGCAUCCAUGGCUGCUGUGUUUGAUGGGCUGCUCUCACAUCAUCCCAAGGACAGCCAAGAAGCCCGGAGCUUUCUAGGCCAGCGUGGGUCUCCCCUGCCCUGUGUGAGGCUGGCAGUCACAGUGCAAUCCUCAACAGGCCCAGGAAAACAGGGGAGGAGCUGUAAACUGACUGGAGCAAACCGUUUCUAAUAACAGGGCAAAAGAGAAAAAGAAGGCAUGGAAAUCGUGAUGAAUAAAGAUAAAUAGAACUCGCAGAGCAACAUGUCAUUUGUUUAG
Molecule: messenger RNA, 4427 nt
Organism: Phasianus colchicus (ring-necked pheasant)
Lineage: Eukaryota; Metazoa; Chordata; Aves; Galliformes; Phasianidae
Gene: IL13RA2
Product: interleukin 13 receptor subunit alpha 2
Biological process (GO): cytokine-mediated signaling pathway
Cellular component (GO): external side of plasma membrane
Molecular function (GO): cytokine receptor activity; protein binding
Source: RefSeq, a predicted model, not a curated record